AUGGAUCUGGGCCAGGAGCUGUGCGGAGCACCGUGCUUUUCCCAUCUGCCUAACGGGCUCUACCCGUCGUACAUUCCCCUGAGCCACCUCGAGCCCCCCAGCGCUGGCAGUCCUCUCCUGGCCCAGCUGGGUCAGCACAGCCUUUUUGAGUCACAAAAAGAUGGGUUCUACCUGUCUGGCCACGCGGGCCAGUCCGCUUUGCACCCGCAGCCUCCCCUGUCGAGGACCGCGGGCAACCACACGCCGAGCACUCUGCUCCGGGAGAAGGACCUUGGGCAGCUGCAUAAGAGCUCGAAAGAAGGCCUGAAAGACCCCAGCGGGAAGGAGCGGGCAUGCCGGAGCGAUCUGUCCCUGCCCUUUGCCAAGAAGGAGGGCAAGCCGAAGGAGGAGCCCCGGCCCCGCAGCGUGGUAGACCUCACACAGGACACCAAGCCCGACAGCGACCGGAAAGUGAGUGUGGUGGAGAAGGCGGUGAAGGUCGGUGAGCGUCUCUCACCGUUCCUGGCUGAGCACAUGCCAAAUCGGGGCGCGGGUGGCGGGGAACCCAAGUCCAAGAACCCUCUGCAGAGCUCUUCCCUCAGCAACUGCAACGGAGGCGGGGAUCCCAUGCUGAAGGUCCUGGGUGCCGAGCAGGAUCGCUGUGCGAAGGAUCCCGCUCGGCACGAUGAGAACAUGAGGCCUUCUGCGCACGCCCACGCUGAGCGGCUGAAGCGGGGGGAGCCCCUCCUGCCCUCUGUGGGCGCUUUGCACGUCUCCUGCAGCUGCCCGUCCCCACACCCCUCGCAGCCGGGGAAGAUGACGCCGGCCACGACAUUCCCUCCGCAGCCCGUCCAUUCCAGCAUGUACACCAUCUUCCCGCCGGCCAAGGAGCUGGGGAGGGAGCACAAAGUCAUCGCCCCCACCUUUGUGCCUUCGGUCGAAGCCUACGAUGAGAGGAGUGGACCCAUCCAAAUUGCCUCGCAGGCCCGUGACAACAAGGCAAAAGACAAGGACCUCGGCAAGGUAGGGGUGCUGCAGUCACCCACAGAGCGGUGCCUUGCGGACACCUCCCGCACGCUCUUGUCCCAGGACUUUUCUUGCCACAGCGAUGCCAAAAGGAUGGAGGCUCUGAGGGAGAAGGGCUCGGUGAUCAGGGCGAACUCCAUGGCACUGAAGAGACAGGUCACUUCGGAGCCCUUCCUCAACCGGCCGGGGCUGGGCUCUCCGGAGAGCAGGGAGUUCCUGGCCUCCAAGGACUUGCUGAAGCCGAGUCCGGAGGCAGAGCAUCGCCCCUGCGAGCGGGACCGCUUCCAGCGAUCCAGCUCCAAAGAAGCAGCGAAGGUUUAUGGCACUUUGGACUCUUCCCGGCAGCACCUGGACCACGGUCAGCUGAAACCGCCCGAGCAGAAGUGGAAGCCCUUUGAGAUGGGCAACUUUGCCACCACACAGAUGGCGGUGCUGGCUGCGCAGCACAACCAUGUCACCCGGGCGGAGGAGGAAGCCAAGAAGGUCUACCUUGACCCCAGUGGCUUGCCGCGGUCCUCGGUGGUGGGCUCACGGGGCGCCACGGAUGUCCUCCACCCCGCCUCCCAUGGCGAAGGGUCAGCCAUGCAGAGCCUCAUCAAGUACAGUGGCAGCUUUGCCAAGGAGACCGCGUCCCGGCAGAGCUGUGGCAAGAAGAGCCCCUUCGGUGGCUUGGGCAACAUGAAGUUGGACUCUUCACAGCUGGGUGCCUCCAAAGUGCAGCAGCUGCUGUCGCAGCAGCCAGCGAAGCAGCUGAAGAGGGACCCUGAGAGACCCGAGAGUGCCAAAUCCUUUGGCCGUGAGAGCAUUGGCUCCCAGGGCGAGGUGGAGGUGAGGCACUUGCCCGUUGGCAUCGCCGUGGCCGUGGCCCGGCAGAAGGACAACAGCAGCAGCAGCAGCAGCAAACUGGGGCCCAGCUUGGCGGACCGGGAUCGCUCGCUGUCUCUCAGCAGCAUCAAAGGGCAUGGACGCUCGGAAGAUGAUUGCGGGGAUGAGAGGAGCCGCCACCGGGACAGCCACCUCCUGGCAGGGCGCUUGGAGCGGGAUCAGGAGAAGCUGCUCAGAGAGAGCAAGGAGCUGGCAGAUUUUGCCCGGAUACACCCCUCCGGCUGUGCCACGAAUGGCUUGAACUCCAACCUCAUGGUGACGGGAGGCCCAGCCUUGACGGGCUCCGGGCGCUGGUCUGCAGACCCGGCUUCGCACUUGGCAGCCCACCCCUGGCUCCCCAGGACAGGGAGCCCCUCCAUGUGGCUGGCUAGCCAUCCCUACGGACUUGGUCACCCUUCCCUGCACCAGGGCAUGACUCCAGGCUUCCCCCCUGCCAUGGGGGGAGCCCUCCCUUCUGCCUACCAGUUUGCCAGAGACCCGCAGUCGGGGCAGCUUGUUGUGAUCCCCAGCGAGCACUUGCCACACUUCGCGGAGCUGAUGGACCGGGCACCCCCACUGUGGCCCGCUAUGUACCCCCCGACCAGGAGCUCCCUCCAGCAUGCUCACCAGCUCCAGCUCCUCUCCCAUCAGCAGCUGCUGCGGCAGCACGAGCUGUACAUUCUGCAGCAGCAAGCGGCCCAUGCCAUGGAGCUACAGAGGAGCGCCCAGCUCGUGGAGAGGUUGAAGGCGAACGAGCAGCGGGCAGAUAUGGAAGAGAAGGUGACGAAACGGAACCUGGACAGUGCCAAAUCAGGCCUUUCCUCCUCUGCCCCGGGACUGGUGCACCGAAAACCACCCGUGCUGUCUCCCAGCGCCUCCACGUCCUACAGCAAGGCUGUGAGUCCACCUCCCCUCUCUCCCAGGGCCUCACCCGUGUCUGUGCUCAAAGCUGAGGUGAUCCAAAAGAUGGAGGAGCCACCUUCGCAGCCAGCCUACUCCUACCCCGCCACCCCCAGCUCCCAUCCUUCCAGCCCGCCCCCUGCCUCUCCACCCCCUGCCCCUGCCAUCCCUCCAAAGGAAGAGGUGCCCGAGACCGUGGAGAAGAAAGACCUGGAGCUGGAAAAAGAGGCUGCUGGUCCAUAUCAGGCCUUGUUCCCAGAGAUCCCCCCAGGAUAUCCAUUCCAGUCCCUGCCUCCCUCCUUUGGAAGACACUAUCCCUACCUCCUCCAGCCCACCGCAGCAUCUGAUGCAGAUGGCCUGGCUCCUGAUGUCCCGCUGCCUGCUGAAGGCUCUGAGCACAUGGAGCUUUCCCCAGAGGUCAAGCCCAUCCACCUGUCUCCGUCCAAAAUGCUAGAGCCCAUCCAAGCAGCAGCAGAAGAGGAGUCCUUGGAAGAGAGGGUGAAAUCAGAAGUGCAGAUGGAGGAAAGCCAAGACGGCAUCUGUGAGCAGGACAUGGGGACUCUGAACAUCACCACCUCUGCAGCAGUCCCAGUGCAGAAUGUGGACAAUUGCAAUCUCCUGUUGCAUCAAGGUGAAGCCCUGGGUGCUAUGGAGCAGGACCAGGAAGACCUCCAGAGCUGCCCACCUCCUUACCAGGUUGUGGCCUGCCCUGCAGAAGCAGAGGCUCAGGCAGAGACUGGGAGUGGAGCAGAAACCUGCUCUGUGCACAUGGACUAUGACGGUUCGCUUGUGCAUGCGGAGAACGAGCCGCCUGAGAUGGACUUGACGCCCCAGCGGGAGGAGGCCUCUGUAGCCAUGGAUCUGCAGAGCACCGAUGUGCCCCGGGGGAGGGAGUUUCCCAACCUGCCCCCUGAGGAGGGGGAGCAGGGGCCAGAGAUCCCUUCCUACACGGAAGAGGCAAUCUCUUGCCAAAUCCCAGCUCUGGACAUCAAGCCAGGCGACCCGCUGGCAGGGAUGAACGCUUUGGUGGCUGCCACAGAAAUGCCUCAGGCUUGUUCCUUGUUGACUACUGCCAGCGUCACUCCAUCCCAGAUGAAGGUGGAGGUGUUACCUGACCAGGCCUUGGAGCACUCCUUCUUGCAAGGGAUCACUUUGCUCAGUGAAAUUGCAGAGAUGGAGCUGGAGAAAAGGAAGCAAGAAAUACAAAGUCCAGAGAGUUUCCCUGUCCGGCCAACGCUGGAGAGUUUGCUGGCUGCCAGCACCCACAUGCUCAUGGAAGUACUUUCCACCCCCUUUAUGGAAAGUCUGAAAACCAUCCGGCUGCCUCGAGAGCUGAAUCCCAACAAAAAGUACAGCUGGAUGCAGAAGAAAGAUGAACCUAUGUACUCCAUCAAAUCGGCCAUUGAGAACAUGGAUGCAAUGGAGCUGGACUACAGGAUGAGGCUGGCGGAGCUGCAGCGCCGGUACAAGGAGAAGCAGCGGGAGCUGGUGAAGCUGCAGCGCCGCAGGGACUCCGAGGAAAAGCAUGACGAGAAAAGUAGAAGCUUGGCAAGAAGAGGCCCUGGAAGGCCCAGGAAGAGGAAACUUGGAUCAAGCGCUCUGUCACCCAUUAAGGAGAGAGGGAAGAGUGACAGCAAGAGUGGAAAACUGAGCAAGUCCUUGUUGCUCUCCGAAGACUCUGAGACUGGCGAGGGCAUGAAGAAGAGGCACAAAGGGGCCCUCCCGGAGGAGGACGAGGAUGUGGAGAGCAGCAGUGGCAAGAUGAAAGGGAGGAACCAGAGCUGGGAAGAGCAUGAUGUGGCUCCCAGCUUCUCAAACGAGUUAAAGCUCAAGAAGAAGAAGGUGCCAUCAGAUCAGGAGCAGCUGGCCAGCAAGCUUGACAAGGCCCUGUCGCUCACCAAACAAGACAAGCUCAAAUCCCCCUUCAAGUUUGUCGACAGCUCAGGGGGAAAGCCGAAAACUAGUGGAGGUGGCAGCAGGUACCUCCCACCCCAUGAGGCUCUGCCAAGCAAGGAGGAGAAGAAGAGCCUGGCCAAGAACCUGGGCCUGUCACUGAAAACCACCAAGGAAGGUAAAAACAAAGUGGCUGCCAAAAUGAAGAAGAUGGAGGUGGGGUUAAAAGUCAAAAAUCAGCUCAAGGUUUCCCAUUCACCAGCAAUAUCUGAAGUUAGCAGCUACUCCUAUAAUACGGACUCGGAGGAAGAGGAGGAGGGAUCUCUGAGGGAUGAGUGGCCAGCGCAGCCCCCGUCCGCCCCCAAGGGUGGUGAUUCUAGCUCAGAGGAAGAGGAAGAGGAGGACGAAGAGGAAGAGGAGGAAGCAGAGGACUAUGGGACGGAUGGCACUGACAGGCUUUCAUCGCCUGCCCUUGACGAGAGCGGCCUGGGCCUUCUAGCAAGGUUUGCCGCCAGCGCAAUGCCUAGCCCCAUCGUUCCCCCUCCACUUUCCAUCAUCCAGCUGGAGGCCAAGCAGAAGGCGAAGAAGAAGGAGGAGCGGCAGAGCUUGAUGGGGACGGAGUUUGAAUACACUGACUCGGAGAGUGAGAUCAAGAUCAGGAAGAAGUCGCCUUCAGGGCUGCUGCGGGGAAAGAAGGGGCCACUGGAGGCAAGCAGCAUCCCACCAAGCCAGGCCCCCAGCAGCCUUGACUCCGGAUCUGGGAGCGCUGACAAGGCCAAGCUUGGGUCUGAGAAAGGCCGCAAGCUGAAGAAAUUCAAGUCCCCCAAGGACUUGAGCUUUGAGUUUGGGCUGGAGGCCAGCGAUGAUGACCUGUGGAACCGGCGCCGGAGUGAGCGGAUCUUCCUCCACGACGCCACCACGUCCUCGGCAAUGCUGACCCCCGCAGUGCCUGCCAGCUCCACUCCUGUCUCCAAGCCUGGGCGCUGUGGCAAGGGGGCACCCAUGAGCCCCAAAAAGGAGGGCAGCAAGGGGAAGGAGAGGAAGGAGCUAAGCAAGCAGCGGAAGAAGGGUAAAGAAACACCCUGCUGCUCCUCAUCAUCAUCCAUGUCUCCUCCUGGCAUCCCUAGCUCCCCAUCUGAUGUUCGUGUCAGCCUGGCGAAUGCCCUGGGCUCCACCAAGAAGAGCAAAGCCAAGGUGAAAGCCAAGGAGGUGAAAAAAGAGAACCGAGGGAAAGGAGGAGCUGUCAGCAAGCUCAUGGAGAGCAUGGCAGCAGAGGAGGAUUUUGAACCCAACCAAGACAGCAGCUUCUCAGAGGAUGAGAACAUCCCACUGAGCAUGCUGGUUGAGCGACCGCCCACACCAGCUCCCCGCUCCUGCAUAAUUGACAAGGAUGAGCUGAAAGACGGUCUGCGUGUCCUCAUCCCCAUGGAUGACAAGCUGCUCUAUGCCGGGCAUGUCAAGACGGUGCAUUCACCAGACAUAUACCGCGUGGUGGUGGAAGGCGAGAGGGGAAACCGUCCCCACAUUUACUGCCUGGAGCAGCUCUUGCAGGAAGCGAUCAUCGACGUGAAACCACCUUCAGUGCGAUUCCUGCCCGAAGGCACGAGGAUUGCAGCCUACUGGAGUCAGCAGUACCGCUGCCUCUACCCAGGGACAGUUGUUCGCGGAGCCCUGGAUCUGGAGGAAGAUGGUGAUCUCAUCACAGUAGAGUUUGAUGAUGGGGACACGGGACGUAUCCCACUGUCUCACAUUCGGCUUCUCCCACCUGACUACAAGAUCCAGUGUGCUGAGCCUUCCCCGGCCCUUUUGGUGCCCAGCACCAAGCGCCGUAGCCGUAAAUCCAGCAAAGACACUGGAGAAGGAAAAGAGGGAGCUACACUGGGGUCAGAGGAGCCUGUGUCAAAGGGCAAGGGGCGAGGGAGAAAGCCAAGCGUCAAGGCAAAGGCUGAAGAGGCUGCAUUGCCAGAAGAGAAGGAUCAGGUUGAGUCUGCACCUGUUACCUCUUCAGUCCCAGAGAAGCCAGCCUGCUUGGGCAAGCCAAGCAUGAAGGGGUCGCGAAAAUCACAACCGCUGUCAACUGGAGGCUCUCCUGCCCCCACAGAGGAAAAGCGGUCAAAAGCCAGCAAAAUGAAAAUCUCCACUAAGCUGCAUACCCCCCCACAACCCACUUACCAGCCUGCUGUGUUCGGCAGCAUCCUCGGCACGGAGCCCUACAGUGAUCUCCCGGGGUCGCUGGCAACCUUCGGCUCCAGCGAUGCUUCAGCGUCGAAAGCCAAGACCAAGAAAGGGCGGCCCACAGAAGAGACGCAGGAGUUUGGCACCAUGGUCAAGGCUCAGAGGAAGCAUGACAACGAAAUCCUGAUCAAGCUGGACCAUGAGGGCGUGAUGUCUCCAAAGACGAAGAAGAUGAAGGAGGCGAUGAGGAUGCUGGAGGACUCGAACCUGGCCAGUCGCAGAGACGGCAAGAGUCUCUUGGGGCUGGGCUAUUCCCCUGCAGUGGGUGCGGAGGGCAAGCAGAAAUCUUCCCGAGCCAAAGCAGCUGAGGGAGACCCUUCCCCUGCCAGCUUCGGAGGAAAAUUCGAUGGCUCAGUGGAGAGCCUCACUGCUUCGAAGGACCAGGAAGAAAAGGCAGCAGCUCCAGCAGCCGUGGAGGAGUCUGAGAGCAACAGCAGCGACAGCAGCUCAGAGUCAGAGGGAGAAGAGGAGGCUGAGAAGAACCGAGGGGAAGCCCAGGACAGCAGCUCGGCCAGCUCGAGAGCAUCCACCCCUCUCUCUUCCUCCAACUCCUCCUCCUCUUCCUCUUCUAGCAGCAGCUCCUCUUCAUCCUCCUCUUCCUCCUCUUCCUCAGCCUCAUCGACCUCUUCUUCAUCGAGCUCCAGCUCUUCUUCCUCCUCCACUACAGAUGAAGACUCCUCCUGUAGCUCUGAUGACGAAGUAGCUGAGGCCCAGCCAAGUUCCUCGGUGCAGCAAACCCUCCCACCCAAGCAAACCAAGCAGGCAGGGAAAUCCCGUACGUCCUCCCACCCCCAGAGCCAGAAACAGCCGGCGCAGCAGCCGGUGCAACAGCCGGCACCGCAGCAGAGCGGCAACAAGAGCAGGCCCAAAAAGCGCGAGGGCAUCCACCUGCCCACCACCAAGGAGCUGGCCAAGCGCCAGCGACUGCCGUCGGUGGAGAACAGGCCCAAGAUUGCUGCUUUCCUCCCCGCACGGCAGCUGUGGAAGUGGUUUGGGAAACCCACACAGAGACGAGGAAUGAAAGGGAAGGCCAGGAAGCUCUUCUACAAGGCCAUUGUCCGGGGCAAGGAGAUAAUCCGCAUCGGAGACUGUGCGGUCUUCCUCUCAGCCGGCCGCCCCAACCUGCCCUACAUUGGCCGGAUCCAGAGCAUGUGGGAGUCGUGGGGGAACAACAUGGUGGUCCGAGUCAAAUGGUUUUAUCACCCAGAAGAAACCAACCCUGGGAAGAAACUCAACGAAGGCAAGCGCUGGGAUCAGAAAUCAGGCAGGAGUCUGUCCACAGCUUUGCAGGCAUCCAACCAGAGGAAGGACUUUAUGGAGCGAGCCCUCUACCAGUCCUCACACGUGGAUGAAAACGAUGUCCAGACCAUCUCACACAAGUGUCUUGUUGUUGGUCUGGAUCAAUAUGAGCAGAUGCUAAAGACGAAGAAAUACCAAGACAGUGAGGACCUCUACUACCUUGCAGGGACCUACGAGCCCACUACGGGCAUGAUCUUCAACACCGACGGGGUCCCUGUCAUCUGCUGACCGCCCAGGGGACACGUGCCACCCCCUGGGAAGAGACGGGACAAACCUGAGGACGUGCCUGUUCAGACGACAUGAUUGUUUCUUUCAAUGCUCAUGACUUCUGUGUCACGCUACAGACAGGAGAGCGCGAGAGACACGAGGAGGAAGGAGAGGGCUGAAGAAGGGGGUUGGGGAAGCAGUUACAGGACUUGAGGAAGAUACCGUUGGGGGGGUGGUGGUGGUGCUUGAACCCCAAGGCUCUUCUGGAAGUGGCUUUAAGUAAGGUGACACUUGACCAACUUCUCCCUUCCUCCUUUUGGUCCAGGAAAGCACAUGGGUCCCGUGAUCAUUUCACCAGCGGGACCCCCCAGCAGGAGGGAUCCCUUUUGUGUCAUUUGCCCCAUCAGUAACACAGAAGCCUCCUGUACGUGGAAGGACACCCGCGAGCCUUCUGCGUACGCUCCUCUCCCUCCAUAUAUUCCCUUUCCUACUUAGUUUCGCAUGACCCUUUAGGAAGGACAGGGUGAAAGAGAAAGGAGAUGAGUCUCUCUCAGCGCCUCGUCUCGAUCCUCUCAGCGCCUUUUUGCAGUUCCCUUUCCCUGGAGGCCCCUGGCCGGCAAUGUGGAGCACGAAGGGGCAGAGCCGGCCCCAGCACGGAGAUGGCAGAAGAGGUCCUCCAGGCUGGGAGGAGCCGGAUGGAAGACGAGCCAACAUCCAGUCUGGGAUGCUGCCUUCCCACUGCCUCGAACAAACGGUCUGAACCCGCCUUCCCCAUCCCUCUACAUCCCUCCUGCCCUGGAAAGGCGCUGGGGGGAGCAAGCGCAUGGCCAGGGGGUGACACUUGGUGAACAAAGAACUCGUCUUGGAGCGUGCAGUGAAGGGGGGCAGGAAGUGACUGGGAAAAGCUGCUGCUCGAUGCUUGGAGCAGAGACCACAGGCCGUUGGAUUUUGGCAUCCCUCGCCCAGCUUUACGCCCCAUGCCUUGCCUGAGCAGAGAUGUGGAGCUGCUGGGAAGCCCCCGCCCCUCAUUUGAAGGGAAUGGGGAUAGAGAGUGAAGCCUGGCCAUGCCUGCCUGUGGCGUUUCCACAGCCAGAGCCCCACUGCCACCUUGGGCUCGGGGAAGGGACCAUUCAGCUUGCUCCAUCCAGCCGGCCAACCUCCCAACGGCUCCCGGAGAGCCGCCACCAUCGCCUCCUCCCUCCCUCUGCGGAGCUGACCCACCGUCUUGCUCCAGCUGGGCACACACCGGACCCAUGGCACCACCGCCGCCACACCAGGGUUGCACCCAGCCGGAGGGGACACCGGAGGAGAACCACGCAACGAUGCAACAUCCUUGCACUUAAAACAAAA
Aptenodytes forsteri (emperor penguin) is the source of this 9753-nucleotide messenger RNA. It is a transcript of the gene TNRC18, whose product is annotated as trinucleotide repeat containing 18. The record is from RefSeq and is a predicted model, not a curated record. Gene Ontology annotation, molecular function: chromatin binding. NCBI's taxonomy places the organism in Eukaryota, Metazoa, Chordata, Aves, Sphenisciformes, Spheniscidae. Bases 1 to 8424 code for a protein of 2807 amino acids. The transcript has 29 exons.